Molecule: messenger RNA, 1452 nt
Organism: Aaosphaeria arxii CBS 175.79
Lineage: Eukaryota; Fungi; Ascomycota; Dothideomycetes; Pleosporales
Product: cytochrome P450 monooxygenase
Exons: 4
Coding region: 1-1452 (483 amino acids)
Molecular function (GO): iron ion binding; heme binding; oxidoreductase activity, acting on paired donors, with incorporation or reduction of molecular oxygen
Source: RefSeq, a predicted model, not a curated record
AUGUCGAAUCUAAGGCUGUUGCAGUUCUCAAUUAUUCCCACGGUGUGGGCAGUGGCACUAUGCAUUCGGGCACUCAGCUCCCCUCUUCGUCCAAUUCCAGGCCCAUGGCACACGCACUUCGUUAAUUGGCCGCUAAAGUGGUACACCAUCUGUGGAAAACGUAUCUACUUUAUCGAUGCACUCCACCAGAAGUACGGCAAAAUCGUUCGAAUUGCGCCUGGCGAAGUUUCGGUUGCAACGCCGGGCGCGUACAAGCAGAUCUAUAGCGUCACAUCAAAGUUUACGAAACAUGAGUGGUACCAGUGGUUCUCCGGUCAUGACGUUCCCGCCAUGUUCACAAUGACAAACAUCAAGGAGCACGCUGCUAGACGGAAGGUUUUCGCACGAGCUUUUAGGAAGUCUCAGUUGAGGGCUAAUUGGGAGCCUCAAAUACAGAAAAUCGCGAAUCUAGCUGUCUUGAGAAUUGCCGAAGCACUCGAUGAGUCUGGAAGAACGGAUAUAUUCGAAUGGUUCAGAUUCAUGGCAAGUGAUUCUAGUGGUAUGCUUAUGUUUGGUGAUAACUUCCAUAGCCUGGAAACUGGAGAGACUCACCACAUCAUUAAAACCAUCUCAGUAUAUCUAAUAGGAGCUGGAGUCGGAGCAGAGCUUUCGUGGAUCCCAUUCCUUGCGAAGAUAAUUCCAAGCUCACGUCUGCACGACUUAUUCAAUGGCUGGAAUUCGGUGUUACAAUAUGCCAAUCUUGCAGUCGAGAACUCUCGUGGCCAGCGAUACGGCACUGGCAAGACAAUCUUUGGUGACAUUAUUGAACAAGCCGAAAAAUCGGAUAAACUUAGCGAUGAUGAGAUCCGCAACGAAGCAGGCAACUUUACUGUUGCAGGUACUGAUACAACAGCCACGACUAUUACCUACUCAAUCUAUGCUGCUCUGCUUCAUCCUGAUAUUCAGAAGCAAUUAGAAGCCGAAGUAGAUACAUUGCCAGAUGGAUACAAUGAUGAUGACGUAGAGAAGCUGCCCCUACUCAACGCUACGAUCAAGGAGGCUGGCAGACUUUACGGCGCAGUCCAAGGCUGGUAUCCCCGAGUCGUACCCGAAGGUGGUGCAAUGAUAGAGGGGUUUUUAUUACCCCAAGGAACGACUGUUGGUGCUCAAGGAUACACAUUGUACCGCGAUCCAGACAUCUUUCCGAAUCCAAAUGAAUUUGUGCCCUCGCGCUGGUUUCCAGAGAGCAGCAUGUCAGCGGAAGCGAAGAUAGUCUACAAUCCCUUUGGUCCAGGCUCCAGAGUGUGUCUCGGCAAGCAUCUAGCUGAGAUGGAGACUCGGCUUGCAGUGGCGGCAUUCUUUAGAAAAUGCAAAGGCGCUGCAUUGGCGCCUGAGACUACCCCGGAGUCCAUGGAGUUCUUGAACUUCUUCGCGACGUUUCCAAAAGGUGAUAAGUGCAUUAUUCAGACCUAG